ACAUGACCCCAAAGCAGAGGGAAUGGGGGAGAAUUUCCAUCCACUUUCGUGGGGGCUAAAUCAUAGCUGUAGUUGGUACAAAAAUCACUCAUGAACCCCAAGAAGCUGCGUUGAACCUUCACCUAUUUGCCAGCUUUCUCCUGCCCAUAAAGCAAUUUUGCCCUCUUAUUCUCUUCUCAACUUGUCGCAAAUUCCCAGUCUGAAGCCUUAUCAACUUUCUCCUAUAUAACUGUGUGCCAUAACCUUCAGUUUCUUGUCCAAACCAGCUCUCCUACUAUGGCCACUGCUGCUGUCACGGCCACUGCUUCCAAGUCCUCCAAGUGGUUCUCCAGCAAAACUACUAAACUUAGCCUCCCUCGCGUUGGAUCCAAAUCCAAAUCCUCAUCCUCGAGCCCAUGCCCUUCUCCAUCUCUAGUCCUUGGACCAAAGAAGAGCUCAAAAGAAGAUGAGCUCCGACAAGUUUUUGGUUACUUCGACAGUGAUGGAGAUGGGAGGAUAUCGGGUGAGGAGCUUAGAGUUUACUUCCAGUCUAUCGGGGAGUCCAUGUCGCAUGAGGAGGCGCAAAAAGUGAUUGGCGAUUUCGAUGUCGAUGGUGACAGCUUACUAGAAUUUCAAGACUUUGUUCGAUUGAUGGAGCAAGGCAGCGAGGUGGAUGAUGAUCUUAAGAGGGCUUUCCAGAUGUUCGAAGUGGAAAAGGGUUGCGGGUGCAUCACCCCAAAAGGACUGCAACAGAUGUUCAACAGGCUGGGAGAUUCCAAAACUUACGAUGAGUGUGUGGCCAUGAUUCGAGUGUUUGAUCUUGAUGGCAACGGAGUGCUCGACUUCCAUGAGUUUCACCGGAUGAUGGCUUGACUCUCUUGAUGUGUGGAUGUAUAUAUACCAAUCUAGCUACGUACUUAAUUGAUAUAUGUAGAGAGAGAUCAGAUGAAACCCAGUAUUAAUCCCUCACAAGCUAUAUUACAUUUUUGGGUUUCAGCCAUUUAUUUAUUCUAAUAAAAAAAAUUCCCUUGUUGCA
Vitis riparia (riverbank grape) is the source of this 1015-nucleotide messenger RNA. Its product is annotated as probable calcium-binding protein CML41. The transcript has a single exon. The record is from RefSeq and is a predicted model, not a curated record. Bases 277 to 852 code for a protein of 191 amino acids. NCBI's taxonomy places the organism in Eukaryota, Viridiplantae, Streptophyta, Magnoliopsida, Vitales, Vitaceae. Gene Ontology annotation, molecular function: calcium ion binding.